CCUCUGCCCGCCGGAGCCGCACAGGCCAGCGCUGACAUGCAGGAGGCCGCCCUGAGCCUGUUCUUCCUCCUGGCAGGCCUGCCCGCCCUGCACGCCAACGACCCGGAAGAUAAAGACAGUCCUUUCUACUACGACUGGCACAGCCUCCAGGUCGGCGGGCUCAUCUGCGCGGCGGUUCUGUGCGCCGUGGGCAUCAUCGUCCUCAUGAGUGGGAAAUGCAAGUGCAAGUUCAGGCAGAAGCCCAGCCACCAUUCGGGGGACGCUCCGCCACUCAUCACUCCAGGCUCGGCCCAUAACUGCUGAGGACCCACCAGCCGGAAGGGCGUGGAGAGCCUGUCUCUGUCCCCAGGUCCCCGCUCUGCGCAGGAGCCGGAGCUCCAGGCUGGAAUUCUCCCUCCUGUCCCCAGACCCCGUCGCCUCUCACGGGAGGGUCUCUUUGUUCAAGUUGUAAUCUAAAAACGGUCUCGCCUCUGGCCCAAGCA
Molecule: messenger RNA, 482 nt
Organism: Microcebus murinus (gray mouse lemur)
Lineage: Eukaryota; Metazoa; Chordata; Mammalia; Primates; Cheirogaleidae
Gene: FXYD3
Product: FXYD domain containing ion transport regulator 3
Biological process (GO): regulation of sodium ion transmembrane transporter activity
Cellular component (GO): membrane
Molecular function (GO): sodium channel regulator activity
Source: RefSeq, a predicted model, not a curated record